Molecule: messenger RNA, 756 nt
Organism: Cornus florida
Lineage: Eukaryota; Viridiplantae; Streptophyta; Magnoliopsida; Cornales; Cornaceae
Product: glutenin, high molecular weight subunit PW212-like
Exons: 4
Coding region: 1-756 (251 amino acids)
Source: RefSeq, a predicted model, not a curated record
AUGGCUCCGGCCGGGACACAGCUGAUUGAUGAACGGCCGGUGGAUAGUGCGAUGGGAAAAAAAACGGUGGCUCGCGAUGGGGACUCCUUUAUGUUACUGCAUUCAGUACCACUGCAUAGGCAGUUUGAUUGGUCCAAAAAUGGGAAUCUGAUUGAUGAUGAUGGCGUGGGUCAAAAUUUUGGUUGGGAUACAAUGUUGGUCGGCAGCCUAGCUCCAGCCCUGCUAGUUAUCCGCCUCAAGGAUCUACCCAGCCAGCCGACCGUUGAGUGGGUUGGAGGGAGUUAUUUAUCCCCAACACCACCAACAUCCCAGACAGGUUAUGGGACUCAGCAGCCUAAUGGAGAUGCCCCCGACCACGGAACACCUCAGGCUCAGAAGCCUCCAGCCAAUCAUACAGCUUAUGGGCAGGCCCAACAGUCACCGGGUGUCCAAGGAGGCUAUGCCCAGCCUGGGUAUCCCCAUUCUCAACCAGCUCCUACUCAAUCUGGUUAUGCUCAAACUGAUUCCGGUGCCCAGCGAGCUCCAACCUCUGGGUAUGGCACUGCAACGGCUCAACCAGGAUAUGGAGCCCCACCUUACGGUGCUCUGCCAGUAGCUCAGCCAGGUUAUGGGCAGCAGCAGCAGCCACCUCCAUAUAACAGCUCUUACGGUGGUGGUUAUUCACAGACUCCAGCAUAUCCUACCGAUGGCAGUUCAGCGCCAGCUUCUCAGGCUGUGCAGUCUGGCAGUGUUGCCAAGACCUCACCCCAGGGUUGA